GCCCAUCCGUCCCAACCGCGUCAGUCGUCGCUUAACCGUGUGUAUGAACGCACGCCUUCGACCAGUUGCGCGUAACCAACCCCUGUCGACAAAUAGCCGGUAGUUCGAACGACAUAGAUGCGAGUGUUUAGUGAGGGCAAGUGAUCGUUACCAUGGGGACGAGGACGGUCCUGUGUCUCCUCAUCGCCAUACAAUUAGCAGGAAGUAUUCAAGCGCAGUUUCGACAAACAUGUGGUGCUGAUGACUUCCGUUGUUAUGAUGGGCGGUGUAUCGAAAGCGCCAGGGUGUGUGAUCGCGUCGCAGACUGCACAAACCAAGAAGACGAACAGAACUGCGAAUGUCGACCGGACGAGUUCCGCUGCCAAUCCGACGGCUUCUGUAUCGAAAGCAGAAAGCGGUGCGACGGUAUCAGCCACUGCAGCGACAACUCAGAUGAAUUAAAUUGCGCGACUGAAUACUUUAGAUGCAGAAAUGGGAAGAUUUUAGCACAGAGUAUGAGAUGCAAUCGCAAGUACGAUUGCGACCCGGGUGACUAUUCUGAUGAACAAAAUUGUCCAUGUGGUGUCGGCGACUUCAAAUGUGACAAUGGAUACUGCAUUCCCGCAUCCAAACACUGUGACAGAACGCAUGACUGUCAGGAUCGUUCCGAUGAACGCGGUUGCAUUUAUGGCACAAUAUGCAUGGCUUAUGAAUAUAAAUGCUCGAGCGGACAGUGCGUGAAAGCUGAUUCCUGGUGCAAUGGAACAAAGGAGUGCAACGAUGGUUCAGACGAAAGAAACUGCCCUUGCAGAAGGGACGAGAUUGAAUGUCGAGAUGGUACUUGUAUUAAUAUCGCAUUACGAUGCAAUGGUCGAAAAGACUGUCCUAAUGGGGAAGAUGAAUAUAACUGCGGUGAACCACGUUGUCCGGCUGAUAGCUUUGCCUGUACUGUGGACUCGAGAAUGGGAUGUGCGCGUCGCUGCGAUGGUAGACAGGAGUGUGACAACGGCGAAGACGAACUAGAAUGCACUGAAUGCAGCCACGAGUGCGACGGCAGAUGCUUGGAGGAUCACCUCAUUUGCAACGGAGUGCCGGAUUGUAGUGACUCGUCGGACGAACUAUCUUGCCCUACCUGCGAUAGCCUCGAUGAUUUCAGAUGUGCAAAUGGCGAAUGUAUAAAUAUCGCCCAUCGCUGCAACGGCCUAAACGACUGCUCCGACUUCAGUGACGAGAAGAAUUGCAAUAACACCUUGCCAUCAACAGAUGAAUGCAACGACAACCAGUUCCGUUGCCAGGACGGCACUUGCAUCGACAUCCAAUUCUCGUGCGAUGGCAACUACGAUUGUUUCGACAAUUCGGACGAAGACAACUGCCCUUGCAAAGAAAAUGAAUGGCAAUGCACAACUGGCCAGUGUGUUCCGUUCCAAGCGCGCUGCGACGGUUCAGUGGACUGCACGGAUACGUCCGACGAGCAAGACUGCGUGACUACCACGUGGAUCCCGCCAAUACAACCGCAAUCCACCACACGUUCACCCAUAAUCACAAUCCCACCAAUCAUAUACGCACCAACCACAGGAAACCCUAACCGCGAUCCUUAUGAACCCUCUACUCGUCUACCUAACUUGUAUCCAUCAACUUUUAGACCAGAAGAGUUCCCUGGUGGUGGUGGAUCCUCAGGAUCAGAUGGGUGCGCCUCGAAUCAAUGGCGCUGCGAAAACGGUCCUUGCAUUGAUUCUCGUCGACGUUGCGACGGUCGCGUCGACUGUCCCCGGGACAGCAGUGACGAGCUAGACUGUCCAUCCGACAGACAAGAUUAUACUGCGUUGAAAUUGAAGACAUACCCGAAAACUCAGACUGUACGAAACGCCUUCACUGGUGGAGACGUGGUCUUUCAAUGCCGUGAUGAGGGUCCCUUGCGUGCUCCCGUACGUUGGAUCAAGGAAGGUGGUAGGCCUUUCAAACCUGGCACCGUUGAUCGCAGGGGGCGUUUAGAAAUGACCAAAGUGUCGGUAUCGGAUAGUGGAGUCUAUAUUUGUCAAGCACCUGCAUAUGCCGGCUAUCCUGGCUCCGAAGCUCGAGUCACCUUGAUAGUUGAAAGCGCAUCUCAAGUGCCAAAGUUGCCUUUCACACCGUGCAAUUUCUCUGAGGCAACCUGCGGCAACGGACAAUGCAUUCCGAAAUACGCGGUCUGCGACGGCAAACCCGACUGCGAUGAUAGAUCCGACGAGGACUCCUGCAAUCUCAAUGGUCAAUGUGAACCGAACCAGUUCGUGUGUGACAACAAAAAGUGUGUGUUGAAGACGUGGUUAUGUGAUUCCGAGGACGACUGUGGUGAUGGCUCGGACGAGCGCGACUGCCGCGCGGAGCCCGGCCAAGCGUGCUCGGCCGUAGAGUUCGCUUGCGCCAGCAACCAGCAGUGCAUACCGAAAUCAUACCAUUGCGAUGGUCAUUUCGAUUGCCAAGAUAACACAGAUGAAAUCGGCUGUGCCCCGGUGCACGUGAAGCGUCCUCCGGCGCCAGCUAACGUGAGACUGAACCCUGGAGAGAGCUUGGUUUUGGUAUGCGAAGCGGUCGGCGUACCCAUGCCGCUCAUCUCCUGGCGGCUAAACUGGGGCCACGUGCCCCCUAAAUGCACCUCCACCAGUAUCGAUGGUGUCGGAACUCUUACCUGUAAUAACAUGCAGCCCGAAGACAGCGGAGCUUACUCUUGUGAAGCUAUCAACAGAAGUGGUACAACAUUCGCUGCUCCUGACUCCAUUGUGUACGUCAACAAAACUGACGUCUGCCCAACUGGAUUCUUCAAUAGCGAGGCGCGUUCACAAAACGAAUGCAUUCGUUGUUUCUGCUUCGGCGAGUCGAAUGUGUGCCGAAGCGCUGAUCUGUUCACGUACAACAUGCCGACGCCGCUCGGUGAAGGCGGCACCCGGCUCAUCGGUGUCACACAGACGUACACUGGCGAAGUGCAGAUAGCUUCACAACCCAUCACUGACCAGUACUAUUACCAGUCCAUGAGGAAUGGAGCUACUGUUACGAAACUUGAUCUAGCCUCAUGGUACAAGAGCCCCGACGUGCAGCCUUUCCUUACCCUACCGGAGACGUACAACGGCAACCAGCUCACGUCAUAUGGCGGACACAUUAGAUAUAACCUGUCGCCUCAUUCUACAAGAUAUAGCACCGAUAGCACACCUGACAUUAUCAUCAAGGGCAAGUAUCAGAGCCUGAUCUAUAAAUACGGUGGCGAAAUUUCACGUGGCUCAUACAUCGAGGCUCGUCUUACCCCUGGCAACUGGAUGAAACCUACCUCAAGAGGACCAGAACGUGCAUCUAGGGAAGAUAUUAUGAUGGCUUUGGACAACGUCGAAAUGAUCCUGCUCCGUGCCGGAAUCAAUAACGCCGGUGUCAAUAUCACCGAUUUCGCGAUGGAAUCAGCGCAGCACAUCAACGUGGGCCUCGGCGCUGCCAGUCUCGUCGAGGAGUGCACGUGUCCACCAGGAUAUGAAGGACUAUCAUGUCAGAAAUGCGCUGCAAAUUACGUACGAGUUAAGAACGGACCGUGGCUCGGCGAUUGUGUCCCGAAGAGGACUUGUCCAGAGGGCACAUAUGGCGACCCCAACAGCGGAUAUGAGUGCAAGCCUUGCCCCUGCCCGCUAACGAAUACUGGCAACAGAUUCGCAACCUCCUGUUCUAUAAGCUCCAACGGUGAAGUUACCUGCGAUUGCUUCCCUGGAUAUGAGGGCUCGCACUGUGAACACUGCGCGGCAGGCUAUAUCGGAAAUCCGCUGGUACCAGGAGACUCUUGUAAACCCGAGCCUACUGAUAACUGCCAUCCAGAAGGCACUAGCGUCGUCCGACCGCCUGACGAAUGCAUCUGCAAAGACAACGUGGAGGGACGCUUCUGCGAUCAAUGCAAAAAUGGCUCCUUCUAUCUCUCACAAGACUUCAGACAAGGAUGUGCUCUGUGCUUCUGUUCCGCGGUGUCUCAGCAGUGCACAAGCAGCACGAACCUACGCAGAAGAGCGAUCACUGUCAGCUUUAAUGUACCUAACGUUGUCAACCAAGUAAAAGUGUACUCCAGCGUUCCUUCCAGCAGUGCCGGUGCUAUCAGAUAUAACGCCCCAGUAGAAACGAAACUGCAACCAACUCUAUUACGAGGCGAGGUGAACUUACCAAGUGUUGAUAGAUCAAGACCUGCAAUCUACUACUGGAGCCUACCUUCCAGUUACGCCGGCGACAAAGUGACGUCUUAUGGCGGGUAUCUGAACUAUACCAUCAAUAACGUUUCACCUUAUGGAACGAGGAACAAUGCUGCGGACAUACAACUCAUAAGUGAUGUUACCUUCCACUACUUUGGUAACUUUGAACCAAAUAGCGACGGCACAUUAACUGCGAGUGUGCAGCUUUUGGAAAAAGGAUGGCAGAGACCUGACGGCAAAGAGGUGUCUCGUGAAUACUUCCUCUUGGCGUUAUCACAUUUGAAGACAAUAUUGAUAAAGGCGACGUAUAACACCAAUGAUGUAUCACCAAUUUCAACCGCGAGUCUUGAGAUCGCAGAGUCUAACGGCAAUGGACCUUUGGCCCUUCAUGUUGAACAAUGCGUCUGUCCCGAUGGCUACAUUGGUACGUCGUGCGAGAACUGCGCCCCUGGAUACACAAGGAGUAUGGAGAGAGGAUUCUACUUGAAGUUGUGCGAACCAUGCGAAUGCAACGGACAUUCCACAAUGUGCCACCCAGAGACCCGUGAAUGUUACGACUGUGCCGACAACACUGAUGGUCCCAGCUGCGAGAACUGUAAACCAGGCUAUGUGAAGGAUGCUUACGGCAACUGUGUUUAUGAAUCAUCAACGUCACCUUCAUGCUACUGUGAUCCACGUGGAGCGGAAGGUCCGUGCGACAAUUCAGGUUAUUGCCGCUGCAAGCAAAACGUGGAAGGCCAGUCCUGUGACCGCUGCAGGCCCGGUACCUUCGGCCUUGACUCCGACAACCCUCUUGGCUGCCAUUCCUGCUAUUGCUCAGGGGCUACUACUGAGUGCCAUGAAGCUACACACUACUCAAGAAUUCAGCUGGCAGCGCCAGUGUUCGGCGACAAGGUCGGCUACACUCUGAUGGACCUACAAGGCUCCGUGGUCAUCAACGAUCAGUUCGUCUCUGUACCUAUCGAGAGCGAGCUCAGAUAUGUCUUUACCAGGCCCCCGAAUCAGGACUUGUACUGGUCUCUGCCAGUCUUCCCAGGCAACAGAGUAUUAUCUUACGGCGGUACUCUGAUGCUCACUCAGAGCUUUGAAACCGGCGGUAUACCGGAUCAAGGCAACGCUGUUGUCAUCUUAGUCGGCAAUGCGAGAUCUAUUUCAUGGACUAGUCCCAACCCCAUACCAUCUGGUACAGCUGUGAGCUACCAAGUGCCUAUGCAAGAAAGUGGUUGGUACCUACUGAACACGCCGACCCCUGCCAGCCGUGAAGACUUCAUGUACAUACUCCAGGACCUCAAGAGGGUCCUCGUUAAGGCUACGCUGUCUCCUAACGUUGCCUCCUCCGCCAUCGCCGACGUCUCUCUGGACACCGCUUCUGAAAUAUAUAGCACUGGCUCUCGCCCUGCCAAGGGUGUCGAGAUUUGUAUGUGUCCGAAAGGUUACUCCGGAACCAGUUGUGAGACCUGCAGGUCUGGGUACUACAAGGAGCCAACAGGACUGUGCAAGCAGUGCAACUGCAACGGCCAUGACUGCCAACUCGGUGCCUACAGGGAGGUUGUAUGCAACUGCCGACCGCCGUACACCGGGCCCAACUGCUCCACCGUUGGUGGAGAGAACAAGAACGACACCUCGUUGCCACCACCUUCACAAUCGACGGUGUCCAUUAAGAUUGCAAACCCACAAAUAAGAAUUCAAGAAGUGGGAAGCUCAGUUAGAUUUAUAUGCGAGGCUCAAAGUCUGUACACUCACAAUGCGCUACGAGUUAACUGGACCAAGGUCGAUGGGUACUUGCCGUUAGAAAGAACCUACGUCGAUGCCCGAACUGGAGAACUUCUUAUUACGAACCUUCAGGUCACUGACAGUGGACAGUACAUCUGCCAGACCAGCGAUGGCAUAUCCACAGGACAAGCAAAAGCUACACUUAAAGUACCAGGCAAUCCUAUGACUCUGCCGAUCGUGGCGAUCAGACCUUCCUCUACUGAUUACUACGAAGGUGAUAGGAUUGAACUGGAGUGCCAGGUGUCGGGCAACCCCGCUCCCAGCAUCACCUGGCAGCGAGCAGCUAACAAGCCUGUGUACAGAGCUUCUCAGUACGACACCUUCUUCAUCAUCGAUAAUGCACUCGAAGAAGAUUCUGGAGAGUACAGGUGUAUUGCUUCUAACUCUAUGGGCUCAUCAGACAAGUCGGUCGUGAUCACAGUGCGCGCUCGCCCAUCGAGACCGGUUAGGGAGAAACUCACGGUGUCAGCCUCCGCCGCUAACCUCACCGAGGGCCAGAGCACGCGCAUCGUGUGCACGGGCACAGCCAAUGUGCCCGCCGGUACCAUAGAAUGGAUCAGACAAGAUGGUGCUCAACUAUUGGAGAAUGUGCGAUCAGACAACGGAGUUCUGUACAUCGACCGCGCGACCACAGAGAACCAAGGAAUCUACGUGUGCCACUCGAUAUCGACCGAGAUCGGUCCCGUGCCCAUCGUUGUCACUAUCAUACCUCUGAAUCCGCCCUCGCCCGGUGAAGCUUCCAACAUCACCGUCUCUGAGAAGAGUCUGAGGUUACACGCCGGAGCCAGCGGCUCUGUCGAGUGCAAUCCUACAGGAAACCCCCUGCCUUUGAUUAAAUGGACCAAAUAUCAAGACAAGUUCGGUGCCGGUGUCAGCCAACGGUACAACUCCUUGCUGGUCUCCAAUGCACAGCCGAGUGACGAAGGCUACUACGUAUGCGAGGGAUCUGUCAACGAUGAGACUAUCGGCAUCAUAUACGUUUAUGUUGCCGUUGAAAAGCGAGAGGCGCCGCGCGUCAGCGUUUGGCCGCAAGGAGAACAGGCGGUCGCGCUGGGUAGCCCGUUCAUGCUGAUGUGUCGCCUGCUGGCCGGUGACCCCGAGCCCGUUGUAACCUGGGAGCGCGCCGGCGGCCGCAGCCUAGCGCCACACGCUCACCUAGAGUCUAAUCACGUGCUCAAUUUCGAAAAGGUGGACGUGAAUGACGAAGGCGAAUACAUCUGCACGGCGACAAACGAUGCUGGCAGUGACCGGUCGAGCACCGUCAUAAAGGUCCGCUCCCCGCCGGAGAUAUUCAUCACGCCCAGCGACUACGUGGAGGCAGUACGCGGCGACUCGGUCACCAUUGAGUGCCGCGCCCGCGGGUACCCCGAGCCCAUGGUCUCCAUCAAGACGAGCCCGGAGAUGCGCGAGGUGGUGCCUCCGUCGCGCGGUAUGGCCGUGCUUCGAAUUCAGUCGGUGAGCGAACGUGACGACGGCAUGUACGUGUGCACCGCCUCUUCCGCCGCCGCUACUAUUGACCAGCAAAUAAUCAUCCGCGUCGACCGCGGUGACGGCGGCCUCGGAGAUUUUGAGGGCAGCGGUGAGGUCGACAUAAAUGUAGACCAACCUUCAAUUUACGAAAACAGACCGUCUAACAGUAUCGCCAUCGAAGGCAGGGACGCGCGAUUAAGUUGCAAUGGAUCUUCUGAUUUCGAUGUCGCCUGGCGCAAAGACAACGGUAGACUGAAAUACGACGUAGAAGCGCGAGGCACCGAACUCAUUAUUAAAAAUGCAAAGAAAUCUGAUUCGGGAGUGUACGAGUGUCUACUGAGGAGCCGGCAAACAGGCGAACUGCAACAAGUGACAGCGAUCAGGCUGUCUGUGAUGGCGGCGCCGCGCAUAUCGCUGCGGCCAGCCACGCAGACCGUGCAGCCCGGCCAGUCGCCCACAGUCGAGUGUGUCGUCACUGGCGACGACAUCAGAGACAUCGCUUGGAUACCCGUCAACAGGCAACCCUCUAGCCGUAUUGAAAUUCGUGGCUCCACACUGAUAUUCCGCCAAAUAGAAGUAGAAGACGCCGGCCAAUACGAAUGCUUCGCUCAGAACCCCAUCGCGAACGCCUCAGCCGUCGCCGAAGUCAUCGUUAGCGAAGAGAGUGAAGGAAGAGCCACGGAGUCGCACGAUAACGAGCAGACCGCGUACGUGGGCGCGGCCGUGCAGUUGAGCUGCAACGUGACACGACCCAGCCAGCGCAUCCGCUGGAGCAAGGACGGCAUGGCGCUGCCGCGGUCCGCACGACAGAAUGACGACGGCUCGCUCUUCAUACGGCUCGCGCAGAAGUCCGACAGCGGACGCUAUAUCUGCAUCAUUUACGAUCAGUACGGCAGAAAGACUAGCAAUUACAUCAACCUGCACAUCGAGGGUGUUGAAUGCUUGAGAUCACAAUUUCGAUGUCAUGAUGACUCCGGUUGCAUAGAGAAGAUGCUACUGUGUGACGGAUUCAGCGACUGUCAAGAUUCUAGCGACGAAGAGAACUGCCUCUCGUCAGAUGACAGUAACCCGGUGAUCCUAUCGGACUCAGACAUGAACUCCGCCGGACCCCGAAACAAUGCUGAACUAGUGUCAAUCGAACAACCGAAGAGGCAGUACAUAGUUGGUGAAAAUGUCGAGGUCAUGUGCAAGGCAAUUUCAAGAGACAUCCGAGUAUAUUGGGAGAGAUAUGGCACAAACCAAUAUGUAGUUUCAAGGACGUACGGCGACGGCGCGCUGCUGAUUCUCCAAGGAGUGCAAGAGGCGGACGCAGGGUUAUACAGGUGUAUCGGAAGCGACCCCUAUGGAGUCACGAGCUACGAUGAUUUCAACCUCGACGUAGUGCCAGUUGCUAACAACCAAUUGAUACCGGCCGAGCCGCAGCCACAAGCGUAUACAGCUCGCCUGUGGGACUCCAUCAGACUGCCCUGCAAUCACAACCUCGAACAACCUGUGAACAUCGAGUGGACAAAGGAGUACUCUCAUCUGCCUAUCAACGUCAGAAUUAAUGAACCCGUUCUAGACCUGGACAGCGUGAGUGAAACCGAUGCUGGCACCUACAUUUGUCGGGUGAGCAAUAAUCGAGCGGCUGUCGAGGCGCGCGCCAUCUUGCGGGUAACGGGUAUCGUGCCGCGGUUCAACGGAGACAGCUGGCUUGCUCUGCCCAUGAUAAAGGACGCCUACAUGCAAUUCGACAUCGAGAUCUCAUUCAAACCAAGUGAUAACAACGGUCUUGUUCUGUACAAUGGUCAGAAUUUGGACCGCAGCGGAGACUACUUGGCACUACAGCUGAUAGAUGGCGUGCCCACUUUCGUGUUUGAAACUGGCAGUGGCCCGGUUUCCGUGUCCGGUGACCGGCCACUUCUACUCAACACCUGGCACACUAUUAGAAUCAGUAGGACCAACUCUAAAGUUUCUAUGGACGUGGAUAAUAAGGGUCCGUUCACAUCUGAGUCAUCCCAGCAAUGGGACGUGCUGGACCUGAAGCAGCCGCUUUAUAUCGGCGGUGUACCUGACCCUAACCAACUGCCGGCAGAUCUCGCCGGUGCAUCAGGCUUCAUCGGGUGCGUGAGCAUGCUUAUUCUCGGGCGUGAGGAGAUCAACAUGAUGGCUGACACUACCAGCCAGAACAACCUGCAGGAAUGCGACUCCUGCGUACCCAAUGUCUGUCUCCACGGCGGCGUGUGCCAGGAGGCGCGCAACGAGCGCGGCUACGUGUGCCUCUGCCCAGCCGGGUACGCCGGCCUGCGCUGCGACCGCACGGGCGAGGCAUGCCGGCCUGGGCUCUGCGGCCCCGGUCGCUGCACGGAUACCGCUGACGGCUACAAGUGCGCUUGCCCCGUCACGUUCACCGGCAAAAACUGCGAACAAAAGCAAAACAUCGAAUAUCCUGCAUUCACGGGGAGCGCGUUCCUAGCUAUCAGACUACCAAGGACGUCGCGUCGCUACUUCCGUAUGUCGAUGAAGAUCAAAGCGACGCCGCCGGUGAUCGACGGCAUCAUCAUGUACUGCAAGGCGCGCGGCGGAGGAUACACCGCACUUUCCGUGCACAACGGAAAACUGGAGUUCCGAUUCGACCUAGGCGAUGGAAGACCAGUGGUCCUGACCAGUAACAAGACACUUGAUGUGAACGAAUGGACGGACGUACACGUCGCGCGAGUCGGUGCUGAUGUUUCUAUGAAAAUCAACAUGAUUGAUACAUACGAACAGAAACUCGCAUCUAACAAAACGGAUGUGGUCCUUGACUCACCGAUGUACGUCGGCGGCGUGGACGAGUCGAUAACCUUGGACAACAGUACUGGCGUCAUCGGAGGAUUCAGUGGCUGUAUUAAAGAAGUUCGCUUGAACCAGGGAGAUCAGCUAGACAUUGUGAACGCAUCUAUCCAAUCAGCUAAUAUUCAAGAAUGCCCCAACGAUGUUCGCGGAGACAUUCCUGAGGUGUACAGCGUGUGCAGCCUGUGCCGUAAUGGCGGUAGGUGCACGUCGCUGGACGCAACAGCUUGCACGUGUCCCCCGGGUUUCUCCGGCACAUACUGCGAGAACCGAUCCUCGUACCGCACGCCGUACACCGACCCAUGUGCCGCGCGCCCCUGCAGGAACGGCGGCAUCUGCAAACUUGACCGCUCCUCCAAAAUGAACUACACCUGUGACUGCACUCUAGGCUUCGCCGGCGCCAAUUGUCAGAUGCCGCUUGAACUGUUGGAGAGCGUCGGUUUCAACGGCAACGGGUACCUGGAAUUACCAGGCAGCAUGUUGAGCUACGAGAACUUAGACAUGGAUCCCGCGGUGAUGGCGCUCGCCAUUAACACCAACUACGACGGAGUCUUACUCUACCACCAUGAGGCUCAAGCACCGCCAAACUCCGGAGAUUAUGUUCUCAUCAGAAUUGAAAACGGAGUGGUCGUGAUGGAGUGGGACAUGGGCAGCGGACUGAAUGAAGUGCGUAUCGAAAACGUUCAUGUCACCGAUGGCGAACGUCACGAGAUUAUCGCCAAACUGAUGACUGAGAACCAAGCUUACCUCUCAGUCGAUGGAACCACUAAGAUAGCACAAUCCAACGGAUUUGCUAACGUUAUGAGUGCUGAUUCUAACGUCUACAUAGGUGGUAUACCGGACCGUUUGAACUACAACCGGUACCCGGGUCUGGUUGGUUGCAUCGAACAAGUCGAGCUGAUGGACAUGGAUCGUGGCAUCAAACUCGGUCGCACUGCGGUCGCCGGCAGAAACACCCAGCGAUGCAGGGAGUGACGGAUCGCUUUAAGGAGAUCGACCUAAAUAAUGUUAAUCAAUGAUAAGUCAAUUUAAUGUAUUUUCUGCAAUUUGUGUACCUACUGUAAUCUCUUGCGUUGCCAGCGACUAUCUCAUGUCAGUUGUUCAAAUAUAUAUUUACCAUUUUAGUAUAUAAAUAUCUCUCGAUUUAACAAUCAGUUUACUUAAUUCAUCGGUUAGUUUUUUUUUUGGUGAACUUUACAGAUUGAUAUUUGUUACAUUAGUAGAGAUUUUAUUGAUAUUGUGUACCGUUUUAUCUAGUAUUAAGUGGACUUCAUCGUUCUGGACAAUACUGCUAGCUUAGUAUUUAGAUAAUAAAAAUAUUAUUGAAUAUUAAUUAUUAUAUAUUAAUAUUAUACUAUCCAAUGUUUCCGUAUACUGCGUCGGUGCUGUGAGGAGUUGUUCUGGUGCCAUAAGAUUGAAUCAUUACUAUUAUUAGGCUUAGGGUAACUACGCUACUAAUUUCUUUUUAUCUCCUUGCAUAUGUUAUACUAUCACUCGCCUACUGAGCUUUGUUUUUUUACUUUU
Molecule: messenger RNA, 11750 nt
Organism: Papilio machaon (common yellow swallowtail)
Lineage: Eukaryota; Metazoa; Arthropoda; Insecta; Lepidoptera; Papilionidae
Product: basement membrane-specific heparan sulfate proteoglycan core protein
Exons: 70
Coding region: 153-11201 (3682 amino acids)
Biological process (GO): axon guidance; homophilic cell-cell adhesion; dendrite self-avoidance
Cellular component (GO): axon; plasma membrane
Molecular function (GO): calcium ion binding; cell-cell adhesion mediator activity
Source: RefSeq, a predicted model, not a curated record